AUCAUGGAAUACGCUUGAUGACAUAGUUUUGCAUUAGGCCUGCCUGCUUACUCAGUAAUUCUGACUAAAUGAAAUAUUGUAACUCAUUUCUUACAGCAUUGAUGAGUCUACUGUUCUAAAUUAAUGCUGCGCUGUUAAUUCUCAACUGUUUUCCCAAAUUAUUGGUUUCAUUAUUGGAUUAGUUUUCAGAUUGCGUUGCAGAAAAUACCGUAGUUUCUACCUUUGUAGUGUAUACUCAAGAACCUGCCCUGUUUUCCCGGUAUGGUUUCCUUCUGAAUAGAAACCAUGUUAGCUUACAACAGCCGAUCGGACUCCCUCCACAAAUUGGGGAUAGAGAAUUUCCAAACGAACAGCAUCUUGGGUGGAAGCAGUGUGGGUCUGACAACGGAUGAUCGUCCACCAGGUUGUUUGCAAAGGUUAUGGAAAAGUCACUACCCGUCAGUGCGUUACUGCACUAAGUGUGGAAACUACAAAUGUUCGCACAGAAACCUAACGCCUCUGAUUUUUGGAUUCUUUCUUGGACUCAUCUACAUUACUUCUCUUUCGCUGUUUCUAUUGAUCAACAUGGAAAAAGUAGAGCGAGGAGCGCAAAUUCUCCAUCUUCUUAUCAGACCACACAGUUUAGAACGGUCGAAUCCAUUCAUAAACAUACCAAUGAACGGGACUAAUGAAACAGCUCUUGCAAUUUAUCCAACAACGCAAAUUGUAAUAAGCAAUACAACUGUGUUGUUAAAUUCCAGCCACUCUGACAAUACAAACUCCUCCACAAUUCCCGAAGAUGCUAAUUCCAAUUCAAGCUCGAAAUUUUCAUCACAAGAUAGCAGUCCAUCACAAUUGAAGACCAACUUGCUGAAACAAUAUUUGAAAAAUAAUGAGGUGGAUGGCAUCAAAUUGGAAGACGUUGUCAAUGAGAAUAUUGUUAAAGGAUUAAGCCAGAUUUUAAGCAUAAUCGAAGAAAAGAAGAACAUGUCUGGUGUCGAAUCGGCAAAGUCAUCGACGCCCAACUCGCGUGAAACAGUUUUCGAUAGAAAUCAUUUGGCAAAUGAGUAUCAUAUCGGUAGUCGAAAAAGAAGAAGCAUCGAGUCAAGAUACAGCGUUGAAAUCAGUUACAUUUAUGAUGAGUUCAUGAAACAGAUAAAGAGCUUCAAUGACUGCGUUUUAAAACUGAAAGAGUUUUUAAAUUUAAUCGAAGAAAUAAAGAAACAGACCGGAGAUUUAUCAGUCGACGAGAGACAAUUUACAAAGAAAAUUAUGGAUGAAAUUUACAGGAAGUGUACUACCUUGUUGAUGGAGGAAAACAAUAUGAAUCAUUGUGUGAAUUGCUCUCCAAACAAUAAUAAUCAAACUACAGGUAUAUCGGAUCAGAUAAAACCUGAAAAACCUCCUGCAUCUUCAAAUACCGUCAACUAUUAUUCAGUUACUGGUCCCUCGAUAGACUCUGAACCCGGCCUAACUGAUUAUGUGGGUAGUCAAAGAAAUCAUCCCUACAGCUUUGAAACAAACAAAUUCAUCAACCAGCCAUCAUUCAUUCCACCAUCAGGUCCAGGGAUCUCCGCGUCUGGCGGUCGUCCUUACGAGAAAAUACAAACAAGCCAGCAGCUAUCCGUAUCGCCACAAUCAGUCUAUCCUUACCCUCAACAGCCAGCCACUGCUGACGAUGGUCAGACCAGUGAUAAUAUCUACCUUGCUUGCAAGAAUAAACAUCUUGAAAAUAUUAACUACCAAAGACUACCUAGUAAUGAUUUUGGAUUGCAAUCUCUCCCUCAGCAAACUAUAUGCAACCAAUGUAUAUUGAACGCAAGACAAAGUAAUUAUGGAACUAGUGGAUUGAAUGGAAACCAAAUGGACGGCCGUGCUAUUCAUGUACCCACUGCUAUGUCAUCUCCCAAUCCAUACAUAAUACCUACAGCUAAUGGUGGUAGACCGUUGUUCUCCCCGCAACCAGGUUUAGCUCCUUAUAAAAAUUUAGCUCCGAAUGGGAAUGUCAACUCAUAUUAUGAUAUGCCUGGAUUACCGUACUCCUCGGGCAUUGAAGUGAAGCCUCAAGCUCCUGUCGUCGACAGUCAGCCUGCCACACUGGAGUGCAAUGUUCUCGAUUCCCUGCGCACCGUCAACUUCCCCACUGUCCCCGGUGUGGCCGAGACGCGGCAUUCUGACGAGGAACACUAUCCAGUCAACAGUCACGACCGAAGCAGCAAUGAAACCAUCAAUCCAAGGAUGUAUCUAAUUCAGAAAUGUGAUUACGGCCAGAUAAACUGCUUGGACGGUGACUGCGUGGCGGUGUCAGCUGUGUGCGAUGGCAGAGUCGAUUGCAGCGAUGCAAGUGACGAAAUGUCGUGUCCGUGUCGGAAGCGCGUCGACAAGAGUCGUCUCUGCGACAAGUACUUCGAUUGUCCGAAUGGAGAGGACGAAUUGGGAUGCGGUCAUUGUCCAAAGGACUCAUUCAGCUGCGAUGACUGGAGUCAUGAUGGAACCCGCACCACUUGUGUGAUGAUCGAACAGCGGUGUGACGGAAUCGCGCACUGCCCCAACGCCAAAGAUGAAGCCGACUGCUCCGUACUCAGGAGCACAAUCAGCAGAAAAGAGUCGUUCUCGGUACCAUCUUCUCAAGGCAUUUUACAUAGAAAUUGGCAAGGCAAUUGGUAUCCUGCCUGCCCAGAUCUCAGGACCGGAUCUUCUGUUUGGGCCAAUACUGCUUGCUCUGCUGAAGUAGGAAAUUCCCUGCCUCCAAAACUGGAAUACUUGUCGGUCUCACAUCAUUAUAAUGGUUUGUUCCUGACUCCUAUUGAUGACGAGCAUUUAGCCUUGACAAAUGGCUGCGGAAAAACCGGAAUUGCAACAUUUGUUACAUGUGCUGACAUGCAGUGUGGAACUAGAAUGUACAAGCCAUCAUCUGAAGAGAGAAAUGAAGAUUACGAUUCUAUUGAUGACUCAAAUUUCCACUUUUUUAAAUCGCUCUGCAGGUACAAGCACCACUACUAUGAGAUGCAGGCAGGCGUGCUGCGACGCUUUUCGUUCUCACCGAUGGAGCAGACGCGCCGCGUCGCUGAGGUGGUGAUGCACGAGGGAUACGUGCGCUCGGUCAUGCAGAACGACGUGGCGCUGGUGAGGCUGGCCAAGCCCCUGCGCUUCAGUCGCUGGGUGCGCCCCAUCUGUCUGCCCUUCGACGUGCCUGCCUGGAUGCCCCGCCCUGGCACCCUCUGCACCGCCGUCGGCUGGGGCGCCACACAGGAGCAUGGACCUGAUCCCGACCACAUGAGAGAAGUAGAAGUACCAAUCCUGCCAGAGUGCGUGCACCGAGCGGACAGGGAAGGGAACGAGUUGUGUGCGGGUGUGCACGAGGGAGGCCGUGACACCUGCCAGGGAGAUAGUGGCGGGCCGCUUCUCUGCAAAUUUGAAGACUCUAGAGACAAGUGGUAUGUGGCAGGGAUAGUGAGCCACGGCGAGGGUUGCGCCAGGCCCAACGAGCCCGGUGCUUAUACAAGAGUUGCCAACUAUCUCGAUUGGAUAACCACUAAAAUGCAAAGUAGGCUGCCAUUGGAGAAGCCUCUUGCCAGUUGUCCCGGCCACCAGUGCAGUGGUGGGUACCACUGCAUUCCUGCGAUGAGGCGCUGCAACGGAAAAGUGGACUGCUUCAACGCCGACGACGAGAUUGGCUGCUCUUUCGAGCUAGGCUCCACUAAAAAUAUCACCGAUGACAAGCUCCCAUCCACUACUGAAUCCAAGCCCAAAUCGCAAAAUGAAUCAGAUUAUCAUACAACCGAAGCUGCUGCUAAUACUACUACUGAAUAUCCUUCCACGACAACCAUGGAUAUCAGCUCUGUUGAACCAUAUGAUAUUAAUCGUUCCGAUAUUGAUAACGAUAACAGUUAUUUUGAAUCCAGAGCAUAUGACAAACCUGUGACAAGGUAUGAUCUCUAUGAUACAACCACUAUCAGUAGUAAGGAUAUCGAUGAUAUAACUACAACUGAUAAUAGUAAGGAUAUUGAUUAUAUCACUACUACUGAUAGUAAAUAUAUGUUGUAUGAUUCUACUACAAUAAUUGAUAGUAAUGAUGAUGAUGAUGAUGGUGAUGAUGGUGAUGAUACAACUACAAUUUAUAGUAAGAAUGCUGAUGAAACUAAGAUUAAUGCUAAGGAUGUUGAUACAACUAAAAUCAAUAUUCAAGAUGUUUAUGAUACAACUACAAUUAAUAGUAAGGUUGUUAAUGAUAUAACAACAAUGAAUAGUAAGGAUUUUGAUGAUGAAACCACAAUAAUUGUUAGUAAGGAUGUUAAUGAGUUAACUACAAUAAUUAAUAAGUAUCCUGAUUAUACAACUACUAUCAGUAGUAAUAAACUUGAUGAAACAACAACCGUGAAUAGCAGAUCUAACGAUAAACUUCCAGAUGGUUUGAAAAACAUUGAAGGUACCUCUAUUGGUGAAAAUAAACAGCCUACUGAACUUACUCAACACCCAAGCAUUACAACUGCAAGCCCCUUCUAUUCACAAUCAUCCAAUGAGUCAUUCAAUCAUCAGCUGGAGCCCAAGGUUAUCACUGAUGUUCUGUGCAAUGCAUCAGAUAUUGCAAUUGGCAUGAAUGUGUCUGAAAAUAUGCUGAGGAAGAUGGUUUUGGAGAGAGAAGUGUCAAAGAUUAUCACAGAAAUGCAGUCUGACUCUUCAAUUGCCCAUUCUGAUAAUCUAACAGCUCUCACGAUUGAUGUGGUAUGGAAGCUACUGGAUAGAUUCGAGCUGUCAUGUAAUCUGGAGGACUAUGACUCAUUGAGUGAAGAUGAAAUUUCUUCGGUUUGUUUGUUUAGAGAUCUGUGUAGAAAUUAUUUGAAAAAAUGUGGAGAACCGUAUAUCUCAAAAUCUCAGGCUUCCCAUGAGAUAAGAAAAUCAGCAGACGAUAUUGAUCACGAUAGCAAGUCCAACUUAACGACUUCUCUAUUGAAGGGCCAAGAAAAUGUCACAGAUGACUUCCCAAUAAUUUGUCCUGGAGACCGUUUUAGUGAAUCUAAUUUUGAGAAUCAAACUCAUGGUUCACAUUUUCAAUGCAAAAUGCUCAAUCAAUUAGUUUUAAAAAGCUCAAGAUGUGAUGGUCAAGUGGAUUGUGAAGAUGGUUCGGAUGAAGUGAAUUGCACUUGCUAUGAAAUACUGUUGAUUGAAAAAAGAGAGCUGAUAUGUAAUGGCAUUGUAGAUUGUGCUGAUGAAACAGAUGAAAUGUAUUGUUCUGUUCACCAAUGUCCCACUAGAAGAAUUCCACAAUAUUUUUAUAGUAAAAGAUGUUUACAUAAUGUCAUCAGAAGUGGCCAGAGCAAUCAUACAGGAACGAUGAAUCAGACCAAGAAGCAUAAUCGUUUCAUGCUGACUGACGGUAAAAACCUUCAAUUAGAUGCUGGGGGUCAGCCAAAGUUGAUGAUUGGUGGUUUUGUAACAGAAUAUCGCGACUGUGAAUGGUGGCCAGUUUGUGUUGAAAAAGCUAUGGAGUUUCGAAGUGCGUUCCAAACUUGUCUAAACUUGGGAUUUGCUGGCUAUGAUAAAUUCAAAACCGAAACCGUAAGUAAUAAAAGCAUUCAACAUAGAACUGAUAGAAGUGUAGAUGUUAGAGGAAGUGAUUCGGACAAAUGUAUGGGAAUUUCUGUGGAGUGCUAUGGCUUGAAGGAUCCCACAGAGUAUCCUUGGCUGGCAGGGAUUUUUGUAGAUGGGGAGCUGAUAGGAUCUGCAGCUCUCCUCAGUUUGGAUUGGCUUGUCACCAAUAGGCACAAUGCAGAGAGGUUUGGUUCGUGGAAAAAGCACAUAUCAGUUUCCCUUGGAGCCAGCUCUCUCCUAUCUGUUAACAAACUAGGACUGUAUGAACAAAAUAUAGGGAUUGAUAAUAUUGUACCCAUCCCUUCAAGUUCAGCGUUAUUAAUCCAUCUUAAACAACCAGCUGUUUUGAGCUAUAGGGUACGGCCUCUGGGACUUCCUUCUAUGUACAAUGUGCACCAUUCCAACGGACAGUGCAUGGCUGCUGGCUUUGGCAGGUCCAAUAGAAUCAUUGCCGUCAAUCUCAAGUCGAAGAGGGCCUACAAACAAAGUACUGAAGUUGAUUGUGAAAUUGGUAAAAGUUGUUUCAAUAGACACAAUUCUAGUGACGAUGGCCAAAGUGUAAAAGAACAGGCGUUAUCUGGUGUGAUCGUAUGCAACGGAGUGAAUGGUUGGGGCUGGUAUGCGGAUUCCACAUUCAGUGUACAAGAUGCUUUCUCCAAUGAAAACAAAGUGUAUUCUUUUGACAGUCUUCCUCAACUCUCAGAUGAAAUUAUUGCUGCCACAAAAAUGAAAAGUCAAUUGAGUGGUACAGACGAAAUAGCAACUUGUAGCGGGUGGCGAUGCCCCAGAGGCACGUGCAUACUUUGGAAUAAAGUUGCUGAUGGAAUUCCGAACUGCGAAGAUGGAAGCGAUGAAGAACACACAGCUGAAGAAAUGAAGAAGAAACGAUUAUUGAAGACAUUUGUUGAAGAAUGUCGCAAUGAUGAAAUCAAAUGUAAAAGUGGACAAUGCAUUAAAAAAUCGUUGUACUGCAACGGAGUUAAGGAUUGUAAUGAUGGAAGCGAUGAGCAAGAUUCUUGUGAGAAAAAUUGCACAAUGUAUUUUGAGCUUUCUGACAAAUCGAAAUUGUGUGACGGCCACAUUAAUUGUCUUGACAAAUCGGACGAGAGCUGGCAAUAUUGCGGAAAAAAGGAAUGUGACGCACCUGGUUCUUUUACCUGCAAACGUUCAAGAAAGUGCAUAUCAAAUGACGUUGUUUGUGAUGGGGCUGAGGACUGCCCUGAUGGAGAAGAUGAAAAGGAGUGCAGUGCAAUUAUUGAUACAAAAGGGCAUCAAAAGAUAGAAGGAAUGCUGAAAGUGAAAGUGUUUGGACAGUGGAUGCCCUAUUGUUUUGACGAUUUUCCAACUGAACUGAACUUGAAUAAAAUGUGUCAAUCUCUUGGAAGUGAGAAGUCGUCCGGAUCAGAAUUGGUGCUCGAGCAAAGAAUGGAAAUAAAUAACUCAUCUUUCAGUGGUAUAACAUUCCCGAAUAGUUCAGAAAAAAUGUACAUCAGAAAUUCGUUUACGAAUCUCAUCUUGAAUUCAUCCAGUAAUGUUACUUGUAAAGCCUUGCACCUAGUAUGUUCAUAAUCAGUGAACGUGUAAAAAUAGAUAUAUUUGUUGAUGAACAAAGUAAAUGUAAUUCAUAAAGCAUCAUACCUCGAUUGUUCAUAUGUAAUUUUUAUAAAUAUUAGUGUAAAAUAAAUAUGCUAAAAUCUUA
This is a messenger RNA of Nilaparvata lugens (brown planthopper), 7270 nucleotides long. It is a transcript of the gene ndl, whose product is annotated as serine protease nudel. The record is from RefSeq and is a predicted model, not a curated record. Gene Ontology annotation, molecular function: serine-type endopeptidase activity; protein binding. The transcript has 15 exons. Bases 286 to 7140 code for a protein of 2284 amino acids. Gene Ontology annotation, cellular component: plasma membrane. Lineage: Eukaryota; Metazoa; Arthropoda; Insecta; Hemiptera; Delphacidae. Gene Ontology annotation, biological process: proteolysis.